Messenger RNA from Phragmites australis (common reed), 2377 nucleotides. RefSeq names its product dolichol kinase EVAN-like. The coding region runs from base 96 to 1790 and encodes 564 amino acids. Gene Ontology annotation, cellular component: endoplasmic reticulum membrane. Gene Ontology annotation, biological process: dolichyl monophosphate biosynthetic process. Gene Ontology annotation, molecular function: dolichol kinase activity. Lineage: Eukaryota; Viridiplantae; Streptophyta; Magnoliopsida; Poales; Poaceae. The record is from RefSeq and is a predicted model, not a curated record. The transcript is spliced from 14 exons.
CCACGCCGGACCGGACCGGACCAAACCCACCCGAUGCGUAGCGUAACGGCCCGGCCAAACUGACCAGGUUCGCGCGCGCCUCCCCGUCGCUGGCGAUGGCGCCGGCGCUGCUCACCGGCGAGCGGCUCGUGGUCUUCCUCUUCGCCGCACGCGUCGCGCUCGCGGCCCCCGCCCACCUCGCCGCCCCGCUUGCGCUCCUCGCCGCUGCCGCCCUCGCGGUCGAGCUUGCCGUGGAUGGCUCCGCUCCCGCCUCCGCCCCCCGCCUCCGCCCCUUCAAGACCAGGCCAGGUGCUUCGUCUGGCAUACUACUUGGUGCCACCACUCUUCCUAGCGUCAUGCUUUCUCGGUUAAUCCAACUGUCGAGGGUCUUGCCGGCAGAUUCUAAUGGGCCUGAAGAAAUCACGUACCUCGAAAUGCAAUACUGGGCAGCAUCAAUUAGCUGCCUCAGUGUGCUAGCUUUCUUCCUUUGGCAUCUACGGCAGUCUCCCAGCAAUGGAAUCUCUAAAUAUCUGAAAUAUGGCUCAUUGUUGAUAGUUUCAUAUCUCACGGCAUACUUCUUGUCCUUUCUACUGAAGACUGAUGGAGGUCUGAUGGCAAUGAGCAAUAUAGUGUAUUUGCUUUGCCAUGGAGUGGCUGCUGUGAUCUUAAUCAAGCAUAUUCUAGAGAAGUUUCCUUCAUGUUCAUCUUUUGGGGAGGCAGUUCUGGUGUCAAGUGGACUUGUUCUUUACUUUGGUGAUAUGUUGGCUCAUACUCUUUCAAAGAUGAAGUUCUCUGUGAUAUCAGAAGCAUUCAUUCACAUGCCUGGAACUAGAAGCGAUAUGACCACAAUUAUUCAGGGGAUUUUGCUUGGCCUUUUUCUGCUUCCCUUGCUAUACAAAAGUUCUCUUCAAGUUUGGGAUUACUGUAGAACGCAGGGGAAGCACCAAACACAAGCAGUUGAGGAACAUACACAAAAAGGAAUUGGUUCUGCUAUAUUCUAUAUCUCGGUGGUGGUGGUGUUACUGUUUUUAGUGCCAUCAUGGACACGCCUUGUUCAAGGUCUCGAAGUGCAUCCUUUUGUUUGGAUUUUUAACUAUAUGUUCACUGAUUCACAUGAACGACUUGCUUUAUGUGCAUACUGGAUAUGUGUGAUAUAUGCAUCAGUUAGAAGGUUCUACAGUAUAUCAAAGCAAAGCAAAACAGAGAGGAUUCUUCUGCGCAAGUAUUAUCAUCUUGUUGCUGUUCUGAUUUUCUCUCCUGCUGUUAUAUUUCAGCCUGCUUUCUUGGACUUGGCAUUUGGUGCAGCAUUUGGAGUUUUCUUAAUAUUGGAGAUGAUCCGGAUUUGGGAAAUAUACCCUCUUGGGUGUGUUGUGCAUCAGUUUAUGAACGCCUUUACUGAUCAUCGUGAUUCUGAGAUUCUUAUUGUUAGCCAUUUUUCACUCCUACUGGGCUGUGCACUUCCUAAAUGGAUGUCAUCUGGAUUAAAUGACCGACCGCUUGCCCCUUUUGCUGGAAUUCUCAGCUUGGGGAUAGGUGAUACCAUGGCAUCGAUGAUAGGGUACAAGUAUGGCGUAUUAAGAUGGAGCAAGACAGGAAAGAAAACAAUCGAAGGCACUGCAGCAGGCAUAACUUCUGUGCUAGCAGCCUGCUCGAUUCUGGUGUCACUCUUAGCUUCCAGUGGGUACAUUCUUUCUCAGAAUUGGUUAUCGCUUUUGAUAGCUGUAACAUUGAGUGGAUUAUUGGAGGCGUAUACAGCACAGCUCGACAAUGCUUUCAUACCUCUCGUAUUCUAUAGCCUUCUAUGUCUAUAGGAGUAACCUUUUGUACAUCAUCAAACUGACCUUUAGGUCCUCUUUUUAUUUACUUAUAUAUACUAGUAUAUAGUGCAAUAUGUAGUCACCUGUCUCCUUGUUGCUUCUACUGCCUGCUUCAACUGGUUUGGCAACUUGUCACAUUCUCUGUAAUCAUGUAUUCAGAAGUCGUUUUCAUGGUAAAAACAGUCAGUAUAGGUUUAGGAACAGGAGUAGGAAAACAUAAAUGUUCUUCAGUCCUUCGGUAGAGGGUAUUUUUGGUAUCGACCGUACAUGUAAGUCUUAUCUGAAUGUAUCGUUGGAAGAUACAAGCUGUUCCUCCAAACUAUUUCUGGGCAUGGUGUUUCUGCUACCUGGGUGGGUCACCCACGAGCAAGAAUGGAAAGGUUAGAGUGAGCCGCACUACGAGGAGCCAAGGAUGGAGAUUUUGGUAGCCGGAGUCAUAAAUAAUGUGUUUACGUAUGUAAGCAUCUUCAUAAUGAUGUGGAUUUGUGGAAGCUGAUUUCAGUGUGUUCCCAUCAGGGCUUUUGGCCUUCUUUUAUUUUGCGGAUAUGCCUUUAGGUCGUCGUGGAUGCUUCUGAUCAUCA